Messenger RNA from Trematosphaeria pertusa, 1974 nucleotides. RefSeq lists its product as uncharacterized. Bases 186 to 1619 code for a protein of 477 amino acids. Lineage: Eukaryota; Fungi; Ascomycota; Dothideomycetes; Pleosporales; Trematosphaeriaceae. The transcript is spliced from 2 exons. The record is from RefSeq and is a predicted model, not a curated record.
CCGUCUGGAAACAUAAUCAGCCCCGUCCCUCUGCUUUUGUUCUUUCUCCGACUCUUGUCAGGCUGCGUGGAUUACGUCCAUCUUUCUAGCCUUUCCGCAGGAGACUUCUGCUCCGACGUUCAAAUUGUCUAUGAACGUAGCCAGCACUCUACCUUCGAUUUCCUGGAUCCCACGACGUGAGCAGAAUGUCCGACGGCGACAUAGCCGUGGCGAUAGCUACGAUAACUCAGUCAUUUGGACCCGAUCAGAAAGCGUCAGCGCUCACUCCACCAUUUCCACUAGUCACCUUCUUUUCAGUUCCUAAGAACCCCAACAUACUACAUUUGAACGCUCCAGUGAUUCCAGGGGACACAUCCGCCGAAUCACAGCGUACCACUGGAGACCUCCCUGCUUCGCAAUGGCAGAGAGGGUACGUGUGGUACUACUGGGCAAAGGAUCAGACUUCAGUACUCUGGGGCGUAGUCGAGGGCGACACAUCAAACCCUGUCACAAUCAUACCAGAAGGCAUUUCAACCAUACCUUCGGCUUCAGUACCCGUUUCUACGCCAGCAACGACUACCAAUGAUCCAGCUAGCUCAUCCUCUGUGUCCGCCGCUUCGAAUAGCUUGUCGCCCACGACGACUUCUUCAGCAAAGCCUUCGUCUGGCGGGCUUUCAGAUGGGGCUGUUGCGGGUGUUGCUAUCGGCUGUCUGAUUGCUGGGGCCUUGCUCGCGAGCCUCGUAGCUUGGUUCUGUCUAGGAAGAAGGAGGAAAUCCGCCGGCGGCCGGGACUCCGAAGCCAGCGCACUUGCACUCAUGCACCGAGAGAAAGGCCCCACUGCAAAAGCCGUUUCUCUGGAAAGUGGUAGCCCAAUCGCUUUGGCGAUGGAAAACGGACUUCCUCAGCCAUUGGAAGACAAGGCCAUCUCCGGAGAGAUCUCCAAAAUCAGCAAUCUGAUCAAGAAUCACGUCCAAAGCUACUAUCAUACCGGCCGAGUGAGCCCUGGAAUGAUUGAUUACGACGAUAUCCAAGCCCUUGGGAGCGAGCUGCCGGUAUCUGUGGGGACACUCAGUACACUACUUGGAAACGCAGCGACAAGAGAAAUUGCGCUCCGGUUCUGCAUCGCUUGGAUAGUUGUUUCUAGGAUGCAGCUUCAUAGCCCGCCUGGCACCAGCUUCCUUCCGCCCGAGGUUGCCAGCUGCUUCCAGUCGAUGUCUUUGGUCGACCGUGGCUCCCGAGUCCACGCAAUGUAUUUUGCAAAAUGGCGCGCUCUCACCGCGGAGCUCAUGCAGUCGACAUACGUUCGGAACCCGUUCUCCGCGAAUGACGCUCGGCUUCACAGCAUACAGUCAGCCACAACUGUCCUUGAGAACAUCCUCCGGCCCUUCGCUGAUUCUCGCAUGGACAACGCGCAGAGAAGUCGAAAUUUGGAGGAGAUGUUCAAGCGGGCUGCUCUCUUUGCAUUCACUUUGUUCUCUCAGCCUAGUGCGUGGGACUUUGACUGGCAGGCUGAGCAGGGCGUCAAGUCGGGCAGCUUGUGCAUCUUCCCCGCCUUGGUGCAGAUCGCAGACGAGAAUGGCGAGCCCGUCAAACCACCUCGUCCGUUCAGCGACGCCGUGGUUCGACGACUCGAUGAAUGAGGAAACAGAUAGUUAGCCAUCGAUUGCUUUUUUUCGUUCGCGAACCCACUAUUGCCCUUCCGCGGAUGGAAUCUCAGCCUUCUUCUGCCACAUGCCCGGGCUCGAACACAGCCUGGUACGAUGCAUGAUCUUAUUGCGGCGUAGAAUCAGGCGUUUCAGGUGAAGGAUUUGGGAUACACAAGCGAGGCGGAGUGCCUCUCGGUUAGGGGGUUUUGGUUGUGUAAGCACAGCCUCGUCUCACUGAAGUAAAUUUUGUCCACAUCCGGCGAGCUCCAACACACAUCCUGCAGGCUGCCGAUAGCCAGCAAGCGGACUGGGGCUGCGACUAUCCGUACCGCGGUUACGCUCCGCGGCU